Molecule: messenger RNA, 1804 nt
Organism: Aphidius gifuensis
Lineage: Eukaryota; Metazoa; Arthropoda; Insecta; Hymenoptera; Braconidae
Gene: l(3)73Ah
Product: polycomb group RING finger protein 3
Exons: 4
Coding region: 228-920 (230 amino acids)
Biological process (GO): regulation of transcription by RNA polymerase II
Cellular component (GO): PRC1 complex
Source: RefSeq, a predicted model, not a curated record
UUGUUGUCAUCAGCAGCCACAUUUACAAAUAUUGUGUCUCUCUCUCAACAUAUUUAUUUGUCAAUAAAGUAAACAAAUAAAUUAAUUAAUGAAUAAUUAAAAAAUCACAAAUACGACAAUGUUGUGCUUGAAAAGAAAAUUGUUUAUAUUACAUCAAAAAUAUUUGAUCCAGUGAAAAUAAAUAUCUGGCAUUGCAACAAUAAUUUAGAUUAAUUGAUUAAGUUUAAAUGGUGCUCGCAGGAGCCAUGGAAAGAAAAAUAAAGUUAAAAACUUUAAAUCCAAACAUAACCUGUAAAAUAUGCAGGGGAUAUUUGAUUGAUGCAACAACAGUUACUGAAUGUUUACAUACAUUUUGUAAAAGUUGUCUUGUUAAACAUCUUGAAGAACAACAUACUUGUCCAACAUGUCAAAUUGUCAUUCAUCAAUCUCAUCCAUUACAGUAUAUUAGCUUUGACAGAACAAUGCAGGAUAUUGUUUAUAAAUUAGUACCAGAAUUACAAGAAAAUGAGAUUAAAAGAGAACGUGAAUUUUAUCGUGCGCGAGGACUUCCUUGUCCCAAAGAUGUACUACCAAAUGCUGGUGAAGCUGAAGAAGAAAAAGCAGUUGCUGAUCCUCAUGCUGCAUCAGAUAAUCAUCGAACAGAUGAACAAGUCAAUGUUUGUUUGGAAUGUAUCAAUGAAAGUUUAAAAACUUUGAGACGUAGAUUUAUCAGAUGUUCAGCACAAGCAACAAUAACACAUCUUAAAAAAUUUAUUGCUCAAAAAGUUCUUAGUGGAGUUGAAAAAUAUCCAAACAUUGAUAUAUUGUGCAAUGAUGAAUUACUUGGUAAAGAUCAUACGUUAAAAUUUGUUUAUGUUACACGAUGGAGGUUUCGAGAUCCUCCAUUAAAAUUACAGUAUCGACAAAGAAUAGAUAUUUAAUUUAAAAAAUAAUAAUAUUAAAUUGUUAUAAUUUAAUUUUAUUAUAAUAUUAAUUAAGUAUAAACAUAAAAAAAAAAACAAAAAAAGAUUAUAUUAUUUGUAAAAUGAGUGCAGUAAUUUUUUUUAGAAUUAUCAUAAAUGUCGUGUUUUCAAGUACUUAGAUUAUAUCGUCCAAAAAAAUUAUAAAUAAAUAAAUCCGGUGAGCAAAUAAUAAUUAUAAAACUACCAAACAAUAUUGUCCAAGUGACAAAAAAAAAUAAAUAAUAAUUACAAACAAAAAAACUAAUAUCAAGCUCAAAUUGAAAAAGAAAAAAAAAAAAAAAAAAAUUUAUUAUUUUUAUUUUGAGUUGUUUAUGUUUAAUUCUUUAUCGUUCAAACGAUUUAUUAUUAUAUUAAUUUAAUUAAAUAACAGCAAUAAUAGGAGAAAAAAAAUUGCCAGUAUAUAUAUAUUAUAAAAGUUUUUUUAUUUUGCUGUAAAUAUAUAAUUUAAAAAUUCUUCCGAUGAAAUAGGUUUACGUUUUGUUUGAUUUUGCAUUCGUUAUACUUGGCGAUAAAUAAAAAAGUCAUAAAAAUAAUAACGCAUAACAUAAAAUUAUUUUCAAUUACGAUAACAAUUUUAAUUUAAAUUUUUGCCUGCUUUUGCCGAGUUCAAUGAACACUGUUUCUAAUAGUUAAUUGUAUUUUUGGUCUGUUUCGAAAAAGUCAGGAGUAUGAUUGUACACAAGUGCCAGGUCAAAAAAAAAUAAAUAAUUAAUAGUAAUAAGAGAGAGAAAGAGAUACAAAUAUAAUAAAAAAAAAAUGCAUAACCAUCGAAAUGAGAUUAUUGAAGGAUCAAUGUCAGUAAAUUAUUAAAUAAAUAUGUUUUGUACAGUACAACUUAAAAA